GUCAUGUUUCCCCCCAGCUGAAGAGAAGAAGUCAGCAUCACAACAACAAUCACAGCAUCGCUAGCAGCGUUAGCUUCAGGAAAGCGAAGUGUAAUUUUUCUCUUCUAAUUUGGAACUUAUUAACAGGUACACUGGAAUUUUCUGAUACCCACUCGGACAUGUCCUAUGUCUUCAUCAACGACUCGUCGCAGACCAGCGUGCCUCUGCUGCAGUCCUGCAUUGACGGAGACCUGCCCUUCGCCAAGAGGCUCCUUGAGACCGGCUGCGACCCCAACAUCCGCGACAACCGAGGCCGCACCGGCCUCCACCUAGCCGCCGCACGGGGGAACGUGGAGAUAUGUCGCCUCCUGCACAAGUUCGGCGCCGACCUGCUGGCUACGGACUACCAAGGCAACACGGCGCUGCACCUGUGCGGUCACGUGGAUACUAUACAGUUCCUGGUCUCCAAUGGGCUCAAGAUUGACAUCUGCAACCACAACGGCUCGACCCCUCUGGUGCUGGCCAAGAGGCGCGGCGUCAACAAGGACGCCAUCCGUCUCCUGGAGGGCCUGGAGGAGCAGGAGGUGAAGGGCUUCAACAGAGGACCCCACUCCAAACUGGAGACCAUGCAGAUGGCAGACAGCGAGAGCGCGAUGGAGAGCCACUCCUUACUCAACCCCAACCUGCAGAGCAGCGAGGGCGUCCUGUCCAGCUUCCGGACCACCUGGCAGGAGUUCGUGGAGGACCUGGGCUUCUGGCGGGUGCUGCUGCUGCUGGUGGUCAUCGCGCUGCUCUCCCUGGGCAUCGCCUACUACGUCAGCGGCGUCCUGCCUUUCUCCACCAGCCAGCUGGAGCUGGUGCACUGAAGGGAGGGGGGGAGUCGCGAAAUAAACAAGUCGUGUUCUGCUUUCCGCUUUCUUUCUACAGAACAUGUUAAAAAGAAAAACAAAAAGUUUCCGUUUGGUUGCAGCUCAUCUUUUUCAUAGAUGUCCACUCUCAGAAAUAUUGUAAUGAUCGUAAAAAGCAGUGAUUCAAAAGAACAAAAGUCACAGAAAAAGAUACUAAAGCCAGUUUUGUUUCAUAUCCUCCUUUAAUGUAGCUGCUUUUCGAUGAAUGGAGACUUUUUGGUGAAAUGACACUUUUUCCUUUGACUCUGCGUGACGCUUCUUUUUAAACCUUUUUAUUUGACUCAUACUGUAUCCUGUUACAAGCUGUAUAUUAUCCAUGUUUUUGUUUGUUUUCGUCCUUUUUUUUUUCUCCUUUUAAUUGUGUUAUUUAUCAAACGCUUCAUAUAUUAAUUUCCUCAAGUACACUAAACGUUGAAUUGUGUUAAAACUCUGCUACUUUCCCAUCUUCGUCUCUUAACCAGGUCUCCUCCUCCGCCGUGCUAACUGAAAGCUGGUUUCGCACGGGGGUAUCUCGUCGUCGUGUCGUCCGCUCGGUAGAGAAAGCACCUCGACUCCGACUCGCCCUGGAGGAGAAAAGGCUCGGUGCUUCACAGCAGCUCGUUGAGACAUUCCCACCUGAAAGCAUGCAGCUUUGAGAUCAGGCGUCGCGGUCAGCGUCUUAUUUAGGCACAGCGGGAUUACGGCAACAGAUUAUUAUUAUUUUUGUUUUUUUUACUUUCCAUUGUGUUUUUUCUCUCAUGUUUUUUUGUUGAAGGUUUUCCACUGUUGAUUUGCAUUGUACAUUGAAACAUUUGAAGUAAAUCCCUAAUUUACUGUGGAAAAUAAAUAA
Messenger RNA from Salarias fasciatus (jewelled blenny), 1716 nucleotides. RefSeq names its product ankyrin repeat domain 46b (gene ankrd46b). NCBI's taxonomy places the organism in Eukaryota, Metazoa, Chordata, Actinopteri, Blenniiformes, Blenniidae. The transcript is spliced from 4 exons. Gene Ontology annotation, molecular function: protein binding. Bases 159 to 845 code for a protein of 228 amino acids. The record is from RefSeq and is a predicted model, not a curated record.